This is a messenger RNA of Antrostomus carolinensis (chuck-will's-widow), 6980 nucleotides long. It is a transcript of the gene PTPRZ1, whose product is annotated as protein tyrosine phosphatase receptor type Z1. Bases 1 to 6087 code for a protein of 2028 amino acids. Gene Ontology annotation, biological process: peptidyl-tyrosine dephosphorylation. The record is from RefSeq and is a predicted model, not a curated record. NCBI's taxonomy places the organism in Eukaryota, Metazoa, Chordata, Aves, Caprimulgiformes, Caprimulgidae. Gene Ontology annotation, molecular function: protein tyrosine phosphatase activity; protein binding. The transcript has 22 exons.
AUGAGAGCAAGAAACACAAAAGUGGAAUCUCAGCUCAAACCCAAACCAGCCAUGAAUGAUACAUUUUGCAGCUCAGAACCUGAAAAUGUCCAGUCUGAUCCAAAGAACUAUACUAGUCUUCUUGUUACAUGGGAAAGACCUCGUGUUGUAUACGACACCACAAUUGAGAGAUUUGCUGUCUUUUAUCAACAGUUGGAUGGAGAAGACCAGACUAAGCAUGAGUUUCUGACAGAUGGGUAUCAGGACUUGGGGGCUAUUCUAAAUAAUCUGCUGCCCAAUUCAAGUUAUGUUCUUCAGAUAGUUGCUGUUUGCUCUAACGGUCUAUAUGGAAAAUACAGUGACCAAGUCAUUGUUGAUAUGCCUUUAGAGGACCCAGAGACUGACCUCAUUCCUGAACUGAAUGAAACUGAAGAAUAUGAGGAUGAAGUUGAUGAAAAGGAAACAGAGGUGGAUGAAGAAACUGCAGUGAUUACUAGCACUGACAGUAAAAUGAACCAAAUAAGGAGGAAAGAUUUCCAGGUGACUACAUCCAGCUACGGUCAAGAAAAAGUGGGAACAAAACUCAGUGAAGCUAAAACAAAUAGAUACUUAAAAAGAGAGGAAGAAUUGCAUGGUGAGGAUAAUGUUUUCAAAGCAGUUUAUUACCCUACUUCUCCACCUGUUAGUGAAAUUUCUGAAGAAGAGGAAGAUCCUUUUUUGGAAUCCCAAACAAUUACUCAAAUUCCUCCUCAACUCAUUGACUCCACCAAAGGCGCAGAAGAAGAAUACAUAUACCUUUCUUCAGGCACUGAACCAACAAGAGUAACCACUACUGGCCAUGGUGAUGAAGAUUUCUUAUUGUCCCCUUUUAAACCUCAUCAGGAAUCUCAUGACUUUUGGAGUUCGGUUCUUACCACUUCUUCAGCACGGCUGGUUACAGAGGAGACCUCCCAAGAAGACACUCUUCCUUCAGGAAGCCCAGAUAUAAACAUGCAUGAUGUUAUUUCUCAAGGCUCAAUUAAGUAUGUUUCAGAAGGUGUAGCAUCCUCGAGUUCUGAUGAGCCUCCAAAGCAUACUUCUUCCACUGAUGAAAAGUUAUGGUUUCACAAUGCUACAGAUCUGACAACUCAAUCUGCUGAUAUAUCGGAUAGCAGGCAAUUGUCUCAGACCAGUUACAGUGAUGCUUAUGUAGAGGGAUUAAAGCCAGCUACAGUCCCCUAUUCCAGCAGCCCAGUGGUUUCACAGGACACUUCAGAUGCGGAUUUAGAAUUGCCACAUUAUUCUACCUUUGCUUUCUCCUCUGCUGAAUUAUCACCUCACUCUAUCUCUUCAAGCUCUGGAGAAUAUGGUUCUGCUUCUGCUGCCAGUGAGGUACUCUCUCAGACAACUCAACCAGUUUAUAAUGGUGAGAUACCUCUUCAACCUUCCUACAGUAGUGAAGUGUUUCCUCUAGUCACCCCUUUAUUGUUUGACUCUCAGAUGCUCGACACUACCCCUGCUACAUCAGAUAGUGAUGUGACCUUGCAUGCUACACCUGUAUUUCCCAGUGUUGAUGUGUCAUUUGAACCCACCCUGUCUUCCUAUGAUGAUGUACCUUUGCUUACAUUUUCCUUUGCUUCCUCCAGUAGUAAAAUGUUUCACCAUCUGUAUACGGUUUCUCAAAUGUUUCCACAAAGUGCUACUCCAGCUGUCGCAAGUGAUAAGGUGUCCCUGCAUGCUUCUUUGACAUUGGCAGAGGGUGAUACAUUAAUACAGCCAAGCCUUGCUCAAUAUGCUGAUGUGGUGUCACAUCAGACUACUCAUGCUGCUUCAGAGACACUGAUAUUUGGUCAUAAUAGAACUCACAUGUUUUCUCAAGUUGAACCAUCCAGCAGUGAUUUAAAUAUGCAUGUACUAUCUACAAUGUCUGAACUUCCUUAUGCUUUGUCUAGUAAUGUGGGCUCUCUCCAAAGCUUUACUGUUUCCUAUGACUCCGCAGAAUUUGUGCAUGAUUCUGUUGACGUAUUUCGUCAAGAUCCUUUAUUUAGCAGCUAUAACAAUGUACUGGUGCAUAAAACUUCUUCUAUAAUAUCACAAGCUGAUACUUUGCUGCAGCCUACGCGCUCUCUAUCUAGUGAUACGGAUUGGUCUGAAGCAUACUCUGGUAGUGAGUCCCUUUUGCCUGAUACAGAUACUUUGAUGGUAUUUAACGUUUCUUCCUCUGAUUCUGUAGAUGAAAUUACAUAUGAAUCAUCUGGGUUUAGUGAUGUUAAUAAGAUGCUUCAAAAAGGUGAUGUUAUAUAUGGAGAUGAGAGAGAACUGCAAAUUUCCUCUUCUUUAAGUGAAAUGGCUUCCAAUGCUGAAACUAAAGUGGUACCUGAACUUUCUACGUCUGUUUCUAAUGAUGAUAUAAUUAACCAGAAUAUGUCUCUGCAAGAAAGUCCACUUCCUGUUUCUAGCACAAAGGGAAUCCUUCCAGUCUCUCUUGCUUUUCCUACUACUAAGAUACUUGAUCAUGAUAUUAGUAAACUUACAGAAAAUCACCUUUCUGUUCAGCCUUUGCAUGUUACACCUCCAGCCUUUGAUGACACUUUGCUUAAACCUGUGCUUAGUGCAAGCUCAGAUCAAGCUCUCUAUGCCCCUGCUUAUAGUAAAAUGUUAUCCUCGACUCAGCCGUACUUUUAUGAGACCUCAGCUACAUUAAAUAAUGAAGCAUUACUGCAAUCUUCCUUCCAAUCUUCUGGCGAUGGCACUCUGCUUAACACGGCUGCAGUUAUGCCUAGUGAUCCAAUAUUGGCUGAAAGCUCCAGGGUUCAUAAAGAUAGUUCUACAUUUGACCAAAUACUGCAUCAAAUGGCACCAGGUUCUGCUACAACUGAAACCAUGCUGCAUUCUACAUCUGCAUCUUCUGCUGCUGCUAUGUUGUCAAACACUUUUAGUAAGCCCACAGCGUCACUUCAAGGUUUAUCUGUUUCUUAUGCAAGUGAGGAAUAUGUUUCAUCCAGUUUGUUUACCAGUGAAGAUGUACAGCAGGUUAUGUCUUCGUUGUACAGUAGUGACAUUUCGUUCCAGCUGACCAGUUUAGAAAAUACAAACGCCUUUCCCCCUCAAGCAGCAAAUGCCUUAACAACUCCCUUCCUAACAGGUGAUACAUUACCACAUGUAGCUACUCCUGCAGACAGCCGUAUCUCUUCAAGUGUUUUUGAAAGAAGUGAGGCUCCCAGUGUGUCUUCAAGUUCUACACUUGGUUUUGAUCCUGUUCAUACGCCUGCAGUAGUUUCUGAUUCUGACAUGUCCAUUCAUCACACUCUUCCUUUACCAAAUGUACAUAUUUCUGUUACGGCUGUUCCUCCCAAGAGUGAGAUCCCUGUAACUUUGAGUAGAUUGCUUGUUCCUUCUAGAGAAUCCUCUGGGUUGUCUCCCAGUAUCAUGUCCAGUACCGAUUUGUGGGCUUCUGUAGUUGAGGAUGACUACGAUGAAUAUGACGAUGGCUUCCCUGUAAGUAACUGUAUCUCAUGCACUUCCCAUAGAGAAGCUCAGGAUAUGGUAGUAGAGGAACAAAACACAAUGGUAAACAAUAACAAGGAUCAGAGUAACCUAAUUAUAAGCUCACAUUCUGAGAAACCUGAAGAAGAAGAGAAAAUUUCAACUGCUGCAUCAGAUAGUCAGAUAAACUAUGCCAUGGACAGACAUAAUUAUACAUCCAUACCAACUUUGACAGCAAGUGUGAUACCUAAGAAGCACAACAACCCGACAGUUUUGGAGAGCCGCAUUCAAACUGCUAGUGUCUCAUUGCAAAAGACACCAGAAUCUAAGUCUUGGGCUGUUUUUACAAAUGAUGAAGAAAGUGGUUCUGGUCAAGGUACCUCAGAUAGCCUUAAUGAUAAUGAAACGUCUACAGAUUUCAGUUUUCCCGACCUUAAUGAGAGAGACACUGAAGGGGCAGUUGAAGCAGGUAACUCAGAAUUAACUCCUGGAUCAUCACAGUCAUCAGCCUCAUCUGUUACUAGUGAUCACUCAUCAGUAUUCAACAUCUCUGAGGCAGAGGCAAGUAAUAGUAGCCAUGAGUCUCGUAUUGGUCUAGCUGAGAGUCUGGAAUCAGAGAAGAAGACAGUUAUACCACUUGUGGUCGUAUCAGCCCUGACUUUUAUCUGUCUAGUGAUUCUUGUGGGUAUUCUCAUAUACUGGAGGAAAUGUUUCCAGACUGCUCACUUUUAUUUAGAAGAUAAUACAUCACCUCGAGUGAUUUCUGCUCCCCCAGCUCCAAUCUUCCCAGUCUCAGAUGAUGUUGGAGCAAUUCCAAUAAAGCAUUUUCCAAAACAUGUUGCAGAUUUACAUGCAAGUAAUGGUUUUUCUGAAGAAUUUGAGGAAAUCCAGAGCUGUACUGUUGAUCUAGGUAUUACAUCAGACAGCUCUAAUCACCCUGACAACAAGAAUAAGAAUCGAUACAUAAACAUUGUUGCUUAUGAUCAUACUAGAGUUAAAUUAGCUCAACUUGCAGAAAAGGAUGGAAAACUGACUGAUUACAUUAAUGCCAACUAUGUUGAUGGCUACAACAAGCCAAAAGCCUACAUUGCAGCUCAAGGGCCGCUGAAAUCGACAGCAGAAGAUUUCUGGAGAAUGAUAUGGGAACAUAACGUAGAAGUUAUUGUGAUGAUAACUAAUCUCAUUGAGAAAGGAAGGAGAAAAUGUGACCAGUACUGGCCUGCCGAAGGUAGUGAAGAAUAUGGGAACUUCUUGGUUACUCAGAAGAGUGUUCAUGUACUUGCCUAUUACACUGUGAGGAAUUUUACUCUUAGAAACACCAAGAUCAAAAAGGGUUCCCAGAAAGGGAGGUCUAGUGGACGCAUAGUAACUCAGUACCAUUAUACUCAGUGGCCUGACAUGGGUGUUCCAGAGUACACGCUGCCUGUGCUCACCUUCGUGCGGAAGGCAUCGCAUGCCAAGCGCCACGCUGUCGGGCCUGUUGUGGUUCAUUGCAGUGCUGGUGUUGGAAGGACAGGCACAUACAUAGUGUUAGACAGCAUGCUGCAGCAAAUUCAGCAUGAAGGGACAGUCAACAUAUUUGGAUUCUUAAAACACAUACGUACCCAAAGGAACUACUUGGUGCAGACAGAGGAGCAAUACAUCUUCAUUCAUGAUGCAUUGGUUGAAGCAAUACUCAGCAAAGAAACAGAAGUCCUUGAGACUCACAUUCAUGCCUAUGUUAAUGCUCUCCUGAUACCUGGACCAACAGGGAAGACCAGACUGGAGAAACAAUUCAAGUUACUGAGCCAGUCUAACACACAGCAAUGUGAUUAUUCAACUGCACUCAAACAGUGUAACAGAGAAAAGAACCGAACUUCAUCCAUCAUUCCUGUGGAAAGAUCUAGAGUUGGUAUCUCAUCACUGUCUGGUGAAGGGACAGACUACAUCAAUGCUUCCUAUAUUAUGGGUUAUUAUCAAAGUAAUGAGUUCAUCAUUACCCAGCAUCCCUUACUACACACCAUCAAGGAUUUCUGGAGAAUGAUAUGGGACCAUAAUGCCCAACUAAUAGUCAUGCUUCCUGAUAGCCAGAAUAUGGCUGAAGAUGAAUUUGUAUACUGGCCAAACAAAGAUGAGCCUAUAAACUGUGAAAGUUUCAAAGUUACUAUGAUUGCUGAAGAACACAAGUGUCUGUCUAAUGAGGAGAAGCUCAUAAUCCAAGACUUUAUUUUAGAAGCUACACAGGAUGACUAUGUACUUGAAGUGAGGCAUUUUCAGUGUCCAAAAUGGCCAAAUCCUGAUAGUCCUAUUAGUAAAACUUUUGAACUGAUUAGCAUCAUCAAAGAGGAAACUUCCAACCGUGAUGGACCCAUGAUUGUACAUGACGAGCAUGGAGGGGUGACAGCAGGCACUUUCUGUGCAUUAACAACGCUAAUGCAUCAACUGGAAAAUGAGAACUCCGUGGAUGUUUACCAGGUAGCGAAGAUGAUAAAUUUGAUGAGGCCUGGAGUCUUUACAGACAUUGAACAGUACCAGUUUCUGUACAAAGCUAUUCUCAGCCUUGUCAGCACAAGGCAAGAAGAAAACCCUUCAGCCUCUAUGGACAGUAACGGCUCAGCUUUACAUGACGGAAAUGCAGCUGAAAGUUUAGAAUCUUUAGUUUAAUUAACUCAUAAAAUUAAACACACACACACACACCUACAUCACAAUGGUCACAUCUGGAGUUUACCAUUAUUAUUUUCAGUUUUAUACUUUGUGGGGGGGAAAAUCUGUCCAGUCACUCUAUAUAUAAUGAGAUCCCAACCGUUGCUCAAACAAGCAGUCAUUUCUGUUAUGUAUGACUUUACUGCGGAUUUUUUAUCAUUAACAAUGUGUGCCUUUUCUUGAAAGAUUUCUUGUAAUAUGUUGUUAUGUCUGGACUAACUUGAUUGACUUUUACAGUGUUUCUAAGAAUUGAAUUGUGGUAUGUUUUUUCAGUAUUAGUUUUUGAUUUAUCUGGCUUUACUUUUAACUUAUCAUAUUUAUAGAUGUUAGAGGAUUCUCAGUUACAAAUAUGUCAUGGGUUUAGUAUUUGAUUUAUUUGCUGUAUUUAUAACAAUUUACAUUUGCUAGAAAUAAAACUUUUAAUAUAGUAGAAUGUAAAUAAAAUACUGUUCUCCAUAACAUUCAACAUUUUAAGACUUCAGUUAGAUAUUUAGAAUAGAAAUCUGAUACUUAUUGUAAAUACUGCUACUUCUGUAGUGAUCCAUGGACCAAAUUUAUAUUUAUAAUUGUAGAUUUUUAUAUUUUACUACAGAGUCAGUUUUCUAGUUCUGUGUAAUUGCCUUGUUAAAAUUAUGUAGUCCAGUAGGUUUUUAUUUUAACAAAGUCUUCUGAUAUAUAAUUAUGCAUCUUAAACAAUUAACCUUCGUAUAGCUGCAUGUGAUUUCAACUUUUUGUGGGAAAUAAUAGAAAUAAUUUGUUUUGAAAUGAGAAGUUUUUAUGAGAAUAACACCUGUACUUGGCAUUGUUAAAUUGUUUUUACCUAUGGCAUUGCAAAAAUAAAUAUAAAUAUUCCA